AUGGGUUGUCAUGCUUCUCAUGGACGAGCAGGUGUGAAAGCUCACGUAGACAACAAACUCCUUCAAGUUUUUCACUGUUAUUGUGGGCAAACGUACACUUUCCAGCUCAAGCUAGGAGAGUUCAACUUCACUUCCAAACAUUACACCAUUUCCCGUAUCGCUACUGAGCAACAGUGUGCACAACUCCCAAAAUUUGUCAUACAUGAAGAUAACCAUGGUUCUGAUGAUGAUAAGCCUGAAGAGAAACCAGUAGAACUAAAGGGUUCUUCUGGUUACCAAAACGCUGAUGCAGAGGUAGCGGGUG
Molecule: messenger RNA, 304 nt
Organism: Eruca vesicaria subsp. sativa (arugula)
Lineage: Eukaryota; Viridiplantae; Streptophyta; Magnoliopsida; Brassicales; Brassicaceae
Source: the annotation of a GenBank genome assembly